GACUUUACAUUUGCACACAAAUUUGUAGUUUUCCGCUCUGUUGUAAUAUUAUUAUAUCCACUAUAUUUAUAUAUUUUGCAGGGAAUUGUAUAUAUCGUUGACGCAUAGUUUUACUUAAAUGGGCUCACAGUCUGGCAAAAUUCUUAGUAAUCCAGUCAUGGCGGCCGAAAUACAACAGUUUAUUAAGAGCGCUGUAGCACAGGACAAAGUCGUGGUAUUCUCGAAAUCUUAUUGCCCUUACUGUACAUUGGCAAAAAAUGUUUUCUCAAAAGUAAAUCAACCCAUCCAGGUUUAUGAACUGGAUCAGCGUGACGAUGGAGAUGCAAUUCAAGAUACCUUGUACCAAAUCACAGGGUUCAGAACGGUACCACAAGUAUUUAUUAAUGGAAACUGUGUUGGCGGUGGAUCUGAUGUUGACAAACUGUAUAAGACCGGAAAAUUGGAGCCGCUUCUUAUAGGAUAAACGUUUUAGGCAUUAUUUGUACUUAAUUGCAAGCUUACUUUAAACCACUAGUGAUUUCUAUAAUUAAUUUGGUUGUAAAUUGGCAGGCGCUUGCUAACACAGUUCCCUUAUGAUGUCAUCAGACUAUCAAAAUAAAGCAAUGUAGUAGUGCUGAUGUCGCUAUCUUGGAACUGUGUGGUACGCAAAACAUAAUGUCCAAAUCAAAUGUUGGAGUUACGUGGUAAGCUUGCCGGUUAACCAAUUUACUAGCGCCUCUAAUAAAAAUUGAAUAAUUUAUGGUAAACCUUUAUCUUAUCGUAGAUAAGAAAAAAAGCAGUGAAUAGUAUAAAAUUAUUGAAAUUUUGGGGAUUCUAAUUAAAGUUGGGGAUAUGUUAAAGUACAAUGUUAAUCUCGUAACAGAUUUUUUUAUUUAUUUUAAUAAAUUUUGAACACAA
Messenger RNA from Pieris rapae (cabbage white), 897 nucleotides. RefSeq names its product glutaredoxin-C3. The record is from RefSeq and is a predicted model, not a curated record. NCBI's taxonomy places the organism in Eukaryota, Metazoa, Arthropoda, Insecta, Lepidoptera, Pieridae. The coding region runs from base 119 to 463 and encodes 114 amino acids. Gene Ontology annotation, molecular function: glutathione disulfide oxidoreductase activity. Gene Ontology annotation, cellular component: cytoplasm. Gene Ontology annotation, biological process: cellular response to oxidative stress. The transcript has 3 exons.